AAGAGUCAGUGUUGCGCGAGCCUUCGUUGCGCGAGGAUGUGUUACAAUUUCAUUUAUUUAUUUUUACGAUAAGUGUCGAGUGAAUUCGUGUGUGACUUUUUUUUAAUUUUAAAAAAGAAAAAGGAAAUUUCUAAAAAGAAAAAAAGGGAAAAUAAAUUAUUUCUAAUUGACUAAAGUGUGUGAUAGAAAAUUUAUUCUUUAAUAAAAUAUUUAUUUAUAUAUCUAACUUUUUACUCUCAUCUUGUGCAAAACGAUUUUCAUCAAUUUUCAUCAAUGUGAAUGUGAUCUAAAGGAAUCAACAUUAGAGCAUCGACUGUAAAAAAAUGAGGUCAACAAUCAACAAAUGAUAUUCAUACACUUCUACUAUCAAUUAAAAAAAAUACAAUAGACAAAAUCCAAUCGUAAUUUGACGAGAACAAAAUUAGAACAAAAAUUUUUUUUUACAUAUAUGGGAGAGAAAAAAAUUGAAGUAAAAAUAAAAAAUCCACGUGACAUAAAGUGGUUGUGAAAAUAAUUAUUGAAAAAAUGUGGAUUUUUACGGAUUUAUUAAAAAUAAAAGUGUCUAAGGGUAAAGAAAAAUUUGCCAUUUUUGGCGCUAACGAUGACGUUUUGGAUAAUAGCGAUGUUGACUCUCGUGAUGAAUACAUUGUCAACAACGAAUUUCAAGGAAAAUUGGCAUGUACGUCAUUUAUCCCGCAGAUGAACUUCUUCGAAUUUAUGACAAUCCAAUUCGUCAAAAUUUAUUGAAUUCAACAACAGGAGAAACAGUAACAGCAACAUUAGCAACAGUAGCAACAACAGAAACGACAACAAAAACAGUAACAACAACAACAACAACAACAACAACGUCAACAACAACAGCGUUAACAACAAAAGUCACCAAUUUAUUCACGCGUAAUCGUUCGUCGAAAAUAAAUGUGAAUGAAAACGACGAGAAUAAUAAAAAUAAGGCAACAACUGCUGCCAAUAAUAAUAAUAAUAAUUACAGGAACGUUAAUAUAAAUAAUAAAAAUAAUAUUAAUUGUAAUAAUUACAAUAGUAAUAAUUAUAAUAUAAAUAGUAACAUUAAUAAUAAUUGCACGUAUAGUGUUGAAAACGAGAGAAAUAAAUUAACGAGAAAAUUAAAAAAACAAGAGAGUAAACGGACUCGUGUUCGCGAUAGAAAUUCGAAACAAGCUAUUAUGCAAAAUAGUCGAAAUCUCAUGGAGGAGGGUAACAAUCCCCUCAAAGAUCUCACACACGCCAGCAGCAAUGAACCACUCAAGCAGCACAAUGGAAAUGCUGUCAAACUCGUCCAAAUUGUUUCGGAAUUUGCCCAAGAAUUGGGCGGGGCAAUGGAGUCCCAUUCCGCCAACGUUCGUCGUCUCGUGGACGAUUUUCGAAAUCGUGCGGGUGACACGAGAGAUUCCAGUGGAAUGCGACGAGUUUGGGAGAAUUUGUUGCGACAAGUUGAAGCAGAUGCGACAACCCAUCUCGAUCUUGCUGGACUUUUACAACAACAAAUAUCGAGACCAACAUCGGAAGCAAGUUUUCAUCGUAAAGUACAAUCCCGAAAGAUAUUUGCGCAUCGCGAGGCUUACGAGCAGGUAGUGAGUAAGACAGAGGAGAAAUUGCAGAGGGCCAGAACAGAUUACAAGCGGGCAUACGCCGCUUUAUUGAAUAGCGAGAGCGGAAACGAUCAAGAAUUGAAGCGAGCCUAUCUCGAGGCUCACAAUGCUUACGUUCUUCAAUUGCGAGCGACCAAUGCCAUCACUGAACGCUACCAAUAUCAAUGCCUUCCUGGUCUACUAAAUGAAAUCGCCGAGGUCUACGAGGAAUUAUGUGGACUCGCCUGUAACUGUAUUGCCGGAAUUUCCGACGCUGCCGGCGAACGUUCACAAGAACAAUCGAAACGCUUUCAAAACCUCACCAAAGAGGCUCGUGCAAUCUCAUCUCAAAAUGAUUUGCAGGUUUUGGCACGAAGUUUGUCAUCUGCAGCUACUGUUCGAAAGCCACCACGUCGUCUAUUCGUGACUCCAGCACCACCGGAUCAGGUGCCAGUUGAGAGGCUAAAUCAAGUUCCUACAUUGCGCGACGAGUUGGUACCAACCGGAACCAGUACCCUACCUUUGAUGGAUGAUUUGCAUAGAGAAUCUGAAAGUUUGACACAGGAAAUUGGACGUCUACAGGAUGCCCUUGAGGCUCUAACUCGUAUGCAACGAAAAAGCGUGGAGGGAAAUGUUCACACCAAAAUUGCUGAGCUUCAGGAAGAUAUUUCAAUGAAACGCUUUGAUCUAGGAGUGGCACAACUUCAUUUAGCUGCUGUUCAAGCUCAGAAAGAGCUUUUUGGAGGUGGAGAAGCUGUGCAGCCUGAUGGGGUGAGCAGCCGGAAAAUGUCUAAUGGCUCGACAGGAAGUACUAAGCACAAAUGGCUGAAAGCGUUCAAAAGUUUGAAGACAAGCUCACCCACAACACCACCGCCUACAGAAAAAGGAAAGCAGACGAUGUACCAUGCAGUUUCGUCUGUCGUUGCUAUGUCCAGAAAAAACUUAGAAUCCGAAGGCGGACACAUGUGGCGGGAAUACACAUAUCGAAAGAUAACACCGUGCGAUGCAUGCGGUCAAGUGUUACGUGGACACAGUCGACAGGGCUUCAGGUGCCGUGGAUGCAAGGCGAAUGCACACGCCGAUUGCACCAGUUCCAUACAACCCGCUAAUUGUCCAAGUUUGACGUCAAAACGUGGCGGAGGAAUUCCACUGCUUCGAAGGCAAAAACAAACCGCGCCACCCACCGAUGAGACCCCAUCCUCUGAACACAACGUGGACGCCAUAUACCAGGUGCUGAAGCAGGCUGGCGAGAUUCGUGGAAAUUCGACAAAUUCACCACCUACGCCUCCCACAGCAGAUCAUCCUCCUUCCGGCGCAGCACCUUUAUCAGCGAGGACCUCUUCCCAACCCUCUUCCUCGUCCACCUCUGCGCCGCAUAGUCCACAACGUAGAAGAGAGAGACUGAAUUUGAGGAUGAAGAGUUUGAGUUUGGAUUCACCUGAAGGAUCAGCUCAUGUUCGUCAUCGACCACGAGAAUAUCAUCCUUCCGGUUAUAGGGAUUCAUACACACCCCCACGACGUUCUGAUAGCGGAAGUAUCAACAGAUUAUCGCCCUGCAGUCCAGGUCAAGGGCAUGGGGUUCACAAACACUUGAGGGGAACAAUAAGAAUGUCUAGUGUGGAACUACCAGAUGAAAAUGAAAAAUCCUAUUCCUCGGCAAGCACCUCACCCUGUCCCUCGCCUCACACCAACAAUCAAAAUCACCUGAAUCCACUUGGAAAACGUGUUUUACCGCCAAACAAUCUCUACGUAGUGUUGUACAACUUUGAAGCUAGACAUCGUGACGAGUUAGACUUGAAAGCCGGUUACAAAGUUUCGGUGAUCGAUAAAUCAGAGAAGGAUUGGUGGAAGGGAAAAUGUUUAGGUGGUCGUGCAGGCUAUUUUCCCAGUGCUUAUGUCAUGAGAGUCGAUCCUGGUCAAAAAUCACUUCAAGUCACCAGAAAUUUACAACUUGCUGAUCAGACAACUCUUCUACGUGAUCAGAUUGUUCUACAAGUGGGCGAAGAACUCGACGGAGUUGCAAUGGUAAGAUGCGCGGCUGACACCCGAUCGUCCGAUCAAACAGCAAACGAAGGCGAAGUCCGCUUCAAGGAUACGCUUUGUCCAUUAAAAUAUCUACAGGAAGUGUGAC
Leptopilina heterotoma is the source of this 3717-nucleotide messenger RNA. RefSeq lists its product as uncharacterized. The transcript is spliced from 14 exons. Gene Ontology annotation, molecular function: protein binding. The coding region runs from base 678 to 3716 and encodes 1012 amino acids. Gene Ontology annotation, cellular component: extrinsic component of cytoplasmic side of plasma membrane. The record is from RefSeq and is a predicted model, not a curated record. Gene Ontology annotation, biological process: positive regulation of protein localization to plasma membrane; positive regulation of voltage-gated calcium channel activity; skeletal muscle contraction. Lineage: Eukaryota; Metazoa; Arthropoda; Insecta; Hymenoptera; Figitidae.